UAAAAAUGUCUUCAAACCAACAAUUCGAUUCAAAUUCCCCCUACAAAACAGCUAGUGGCGUCCUACCAAGUACCCUCGUGUCUCGGAACAAAUCAAGAUUCUCCACUUCUUCCCAGCCAAACAUCAGAGGUCCCACUACAAAAUCUACUAAUAACCUCAAGCUUGCACAUAAACUGAACAAGCAUUUCUCAAAAUAACCAAAGAACCAGGGACCAGAAGGGAAAAUUUGCCAGAGCUAGGGGCAGCUUAAAUGGUAAAUGGGUGCAAAUUGGUCUUGGAAAUGCAAGCAAAGAAGAGAUUGGCAACAACACCUCAAUGGGGAAGAGAUCAAAACAAAAUAUUAAUUUAAAAAAUAAAAAUUUCAAGCUACUUCAGAAAAUGAGCCAGAUGAAAGGAAACUCAUCAGUAGAUGACAUUAAUCAAGAUAAUCCGACGAAUAAGUUCAUCGAUUACACCAAUGGACAUAAUCUAUCAGAAUAUAGAAAUGUACUUGAUCACAGACAGAUUGGCAAUGGGCAAGUCCAAUGGAUAAUGAGACUUCGAGAGAAUUUCCAAGGUUUUGGCAACCAAGAAGAUAGUAACAAAAGUAGAAGUGAAUCUACAUCAAAACUAUCCAGCUAUGCUCAUCCUCCAUCAUGCUAUUUCAAAGAAAAACAAAGAAACAAGAAGACAAUUUCAGACGUGAAAUACGUUGGAAAUACCUUGGACAUAAUGCAUGGUCUAAAAUGUGCAAAGGGAGGUUACAAAGAACUUGAGCAUCUUGUGAACAUAAGGUCAUCCUCAACAGAUACUAUCUCAAGGAGUACUGCAAAAUCGUUGUCAAAGAGUAGAUACAAUCACAAAUAGAAACUUCCAGAUCUUGCCGAUUUGAAAGAACAGCAAGGAUUAUUCUUUUUACCUCCCUCAUGACAAGAAGAGUAUUCUAUUAAGGAAGUCUAUCAAAGUUAAGGUCAGGAAUGACCCUUAUGAUCUGCCAAAAUACACUUCGAAGUUGAAGGACAAGAAUGUGAAUAACUCUAGACAUCUGAUGCACUCUUGUCAGCAUAUGUCUUCUCUAAAAUGGGAAGCUGGUCUAAGAGAUUACUAAUUUUCAAUUUUC
Messenger RNA from Moneuplotes crassus, 1099 nucleotides. The record is from the annotation of a GenBank genome assembly. NCBI's taxonomy places the organism in Eukaryota, Ciliophora, Spirotrichea, Euplotida, Euplotidae.